Messenger RNA from Arabidopsis lyrata subsp. lyrata, 1508 nucleotides. Its product is annotated as protein SPOROCYTELESS. The record is from RefSeq and is a predicted model, not a curated record. The transcript has 3 exons. NCBI's taxonomy places the organism in Eukaryota, Viridiplantae, Streptophyta, Magnoliopsida, Brassicales, Brassicaceae. Bases 174 to 1268 code for a protein of 364 amino acids. Gene Ontology annotation, molecular function: DNA-binding transcription factor activity.
CUUUUAAGAAUAUUAUGAUAUACUUACUAAUAUUUUUGAAAAUGCUUUAAUUUAAUCUAGUUUAGGGGUAAAAAGUGAAAAGUAAAAAAGAAAUAAAGAUACGUUAUCCGCAAAUAGUACCUGGAAAUAACAGAAAAUAAAAACACAGGUAAGUACUUUGCCUGAGCUAGUAUAUGAACAAUAAAGAGAUAUACACACACAAAAAGAGAGCAGAAACAAAACACACACACUUAAAGCUUUCGUCUUUACCUCUUCACUUCUCUCUCUCUCUCUCUCUAAAAAGAGUUCCGAGAACAAGAAAUCUCAGUGAUCAUCAUCAAUCAAUGGCGACUUCUCUCUUCUUCAUGGCAACAGAUCAAAACUCCGUUGGAAACCCAAAUGAUCUUCUGAGAAACACCCGUCUUGUCGUCAACAGCUCCGGCGAGAUCCGGACAGAGACACAUAAGAGUCGUGGUCGGAAACCAGGAUCGAAGACAGGUCAGCAAAAGCAGAAGAAACCGACGCUGAGAGGAAUGGGUGUAGCAAAGCUCGAGCGUCAAAGAAUCGAAGAAGAAAAGAAGCAAAUCGCCGCCACAGUCGGAGAGACGUCAGCAGCUUCGAUCUCUAACAACGCUACCCGUUUACCCGUACCCGUAGACCCGGGUGUUGUGCUACAAGGCUUCCCAAGCCCACUCGGAGGAUGCAGAAGCAACAGGAUCUAUUGUGGUGGAGUCGGGUCGGGUCAGAUGAUGAUCGACCCUGUUUGUUCUCCAUGGGGUUUUGUUGAGAGCUCCUCCACUCAUGAGCUCUCUUCAAUCUCAAAUCCUCAAAUGUAUAACGCUUCUUCCAAUAAUCGCUGUGACACUUGCUUCAAGAAGAAACGUUUGGAUGGUGAUCAGAAUAAUGUAGUUCGAUCCAACGGUGGUGGGUUUUCGAAAUACACAAUGAUUCCUCCUCCGAUGAACGGCUACGAUCAAUAUCUUCUUCAACCAGAUCAUCAUCAGAGGAGCCAAGGUUUCCUUUAUGAUCAUAGAAUCGCUAGAUCAGCUUCAGUUUCUGCUUCUAGUACUACUAUUAAUCCUUAUUUUAAUGAGGCGACAAAUCAUACGGGAUCAAUGGAGGAAUUUGGGAGCUACAUGGAAGGAAACCCUAGAAAUGGAUCAGGAGGUGUGAAGGAGUACGAGUUUUUUCCGGGAAAAUAUGGUGAAAGAGUUUCAGUGGUGGCUACAUCGUCAUCAGUCAUAGGUGAUUGCAGUCCUAAUACCAUUGAUUUGUCCUUGAAGCUUUAAAUGUUUUUAAAACUUUUGAAACAUAUCUCGGAGAUUUUUCGCCUCUUAUCUUUCUAUAUUUAUUUUAAACAAAUCGUCUUUUUUUUUUUUUUAGAAACAAUUAAGUAGAUGAAAGUAAGAAACAGAAGAAAAAAAAGACCCUUUUUUGGUGUAUGCAUCUGAGAGCUGGAUCAAAAGAAAGAUUCAGCUUUUGGAUUACCCUUUUGGUUGUUUAUUAUGAGAUUCUAACCUAAACACUCA